Messenger RNA from Humulus lupulus (European hop), 1562 nucleotides. RefSeq lists its product as uncharacterized. Bases 597 to 1562 code for a protein of 321 amino acids. The transcript has 4 exons. The record is from RefSeq and is a predicted model, not a curated record. NCBI's taxonomy places the organism in Eukaryota, Viridiplantae, Streptophyta, Magnoliopsida, Rosales, Cannabaceae. Gene Ontology annotation, molecular function: protein binding.
ACACAGAUCCAACCUCCGGCAACCACUAUUUUUGACACGUGGCAAAUCAUUUAAUUCAUCUUACUCCGACAACCUCAACCACCAACCGGCGCUGCCUAACUCGCUGUCAACUAUUUGGAAUAGUCCGUCAAAGUUUUUGUCCGUCAACUUUGACUGUGUUUUCCGGCCAACUCCGAAUACCCCUCGAUGAGUGGUUGGUACCUUUGGAAACAGCGUGGAGAGAGGAACAAAACCCACUAAGUCAUUCCGGUCAACUCGUCGUUUUUCUCCGGCGAGAUUUUGGGUAUCUCCGCUACUUUCCGGCAACGUUCCGGCGAGUCUGAACACUUUUUGGAACGAUGGUUCACAUGAAUGUGAUCUACUCGCUGAUGUGGUCAUUUUGAUAUAUGCCACGCCUACCUUCAUUGAUGUUUUCGAUACACCGCUCACUACCUCCACCAACUGCUAUUGUGCACUGCUUGGGAAAAUCGUGAUAUUAAAAUUGGACUAAAACAUUGUAGGAUCAUCGUUAAGCUUAGCAGCGUCGCUUUUGGCUCGGAUUGAAAAUUCUAAGGAGUGAUUCUCAGAAAACAAACAUCCAUAGUGAGCGCAUUUGCAUGGAUCGCAAGCUAUUCCAAGCUGCAACUGAUGGUGAAACUGAAGUCUUUAGGGAAAAGGUCAGUGAACUCCAACUAUUAUUGACCCCAGACAGAAAUACAGUGCUCCAUGUCCAUAUCAUCACUACUUCAAGAGCCACUAAUCAAACAACCUUCGUGGAAGGGAUCCUGGACUUGUGUCCAGCACUGUUGAUGCAAACUAAUGCAAGAGAAGAGACUCCCUUACUCAUGGCAGCAAGGUAUGGCCAUCACCACAUUGUUGAUUUUCUAAUUGAACGUGCAAAAUUAUCCCAACCACAGGACCUUGAAGAGGACAUCUCUAGUGUCCAAACGAUGAUAAGGAUGAAGAAUGAGGAAGAGGACACUGCGUUGCACGAGGCUGCGCGGUUCGGGCAUCUUGAGGUUGUGCAGAUAUUGACAAGACAAGACCCUCAUUUCUCGUAUUCGACUAAUAAAGCAGGCGAGACUCCACUCUACAUAGCCGUCCAGUGCCGACACCAAGAUUUGGUUAAGGAAAUACUAAAUAAUUGUUCAUCACCAGCUACCAGUGGCCCUAAUGGCAGAACUGCACUGCAUGCAGCUUCUACAAAUAUAGGAAUAACAAAAAUGCUUUUGGACAAAGUAGAUUAUCUGACAAAACAAGCAGAUGAUGAUGGUUUUAUUCCACUGCACUAUGUUGCUUGCUUUGACUCAUCAAAUGUGGUGGAGAUUACAAAAAUGUUGCUAGAAAAUAAUGAAAGUAGUGCAUACAUCAAAAAUAAGAAAGGCAUGACAGCGCUUCACAUUGCAGCUUACAAUGAGUGUUAUGGUGAUAAGAUAAUGAAGGAAAUUCUGGCAAGUUGUCCAGAUAGCUACGAACAAGUUGACAAUGAAGGCAGAAAUGUUCUACACCAUGCUGUGUCGACUACAUGUCUCUCCAACGUAAACUUCAUCUUAGAACAUGCAUCAUUAAUAGGUGGCCAUUAA